AUGGAUCCUACCGCCGACUCCCAGCCAGCCUCUACUUCCCCGUAUCGCCCUUCUAUUCCAAUAACCACCGAGAUUAGAACGCACUGUCAAAUCUACUUGGAUGAGCAAUUGUAUGUGAGCGCUCUUGCGCUUCUCAAUGACCUCGUCACAACAGGCGCGUCGCAUCCAGACCGCAUAAAUAGGCCGGCAAUUGCCCCAAUACCAUUUCAUAUCGAACUCGUCAGCGCGCUCCUAAUCCAUCCGCGGUAUACUACACAAGCGCCAGCAAGUGAACGCCUAGAACUAGCCUCUCGAUCACUCACACUCUUGCGGAAUAUCCUCGCUAUCCUGGGCCCGAUAAACGCCAGGCUUGAUGAUGCAUUCUCUCUUGAGCCGAUGAAUGCUACCAGGGCCUCUCGGCGUGGGCGGAAUACGACCGAUUAUGACGAUGGAUCAAGCGGGUCAGACGAGGAGGAACCAGAGCGCAUGCAGGGCAUCCUCGCGAAUAAGGGGAGAUUGAGAACGUGCGCUAAGGACUUUUGGCAUAUAGUAGGAUGGGCAUUUAAUUGUAGUGUGAAGCAUCCGCAGAGAUGGCAACACUGGAAAGUGUGGCUGGAAUACAUGCUGGAUGUUUUGGAGGCGGACUACACCGAGAGGGAGAGGCUGGACAGGAAAGAGCACGCUCUGAACCCCGGCACUCUAGAUGCACGUUGCGAGUUCAAGUUGCUGCGGAAAUGCAUGAUCGCAAAGUACCUGUCGGAUGUUCAGAGCAGGUCAAGUGCUGCCAGGCGAAUUGCCAGAUCUGUCUUUGCCGACGGAAGCGUUGCAAGCUUGAAAGAGUUUCCAGAAGUAUAUCCGAACGAGACGAAGGAGGUUAAAUUUCAAAACGGGCAGAAAAGGAAGAGAGGCUUUACUCUGGAUCGGAGCUUUGGCGGCUACGAUUACCAGGAUGCUGAUGAUCCCUCUGAACAGCCAGAAAUGACAGACCCCGAGCCAGAGUCGAGCCAGGAUGACGAUGAAGGGAAUCUGUCUGGGCAGGACCCAUACUUAGGAGGACCAGAGUCUAUAGCUUUGCGGCAGCGUGUAUUAAAACUGCUCUCACAAACUGCUGCAGAUUUCCCAGUUGAAUUUAUCGACUACAGAGAUCUCUACGAAGCAAUCUACACCUGCAUGAGACCACUGCCAGUUCCCGCCUUCUCCCUUAUAAUCUCGCCAUCACCAUCAUCCCAACUCCCAAUAAUAGUUCUAAUCUCCCUCUCACAACUCCUUCUCCUCCGUCUUCUACCCAAUACUGCCCCACGACCCCACACAAUCACCAAGCGAGACAAUGACGAGCUGACUCAAGCCGUCCUUGAGCAAUGCUUCAUGCCAUUCAGCGCUAAUACAUCCGCCGUUGAUGACAACGCGAAAGUUUCCAUCUUGAUAGAGUCUCUAUUUAGGAUCUUCUUGAGAUCCUGUCCGUGUUACCAUACACCGGAUUUGGAAGAGGCCAUUGAGAAGGGGAUAGCAGCACGCGAGGAUAAGAUUCGUGGUGAUAAGAGGAGGAAGGAUACGGCUGAGAGGAGGAAAGAGGAGGAGAGUGAUAGAAUGUGGUUAACGCAGAGUGGGGAGAGAUUGAGAUGCCUCUCCGCUUGGGUUGAGCAAAAGAGUGCUGAUGAUGACCAUGAUUGA
Molecule: messenger RNA, 1650 nt
Organism: Venustampulla echinocandica
Lineage: Eukaryota; Fungi; Ascomycota; Leotiomycetes; Helotiales; Pleuroascaceae
Exons: 3
Coding region: 1-1650 (549 amino acids)
Source: RefSeq, a predicted model, not a curated record